ACGGAGUGUGAACUUGAAGGAAGCCCUGAUCAUGACCACCUUCUCAGCAACCAUUUUGCAGAUAAGAGCAUAAUGAGAGUCACACAAGCUUGUACAUGUAGGUCAACGUCACAGACAUCCCCUGAGCACUGAGAUGAAGAUAUAAACUUGUCAGUUCACGCCCGUCCAACAGUUUCCCUCUACAUGUGCAGGACUGCCUUGACAUGAGAACUAUCCGAAUGUGUGAGAUGGAAAGUGGCGAGAUCACGUGAAGUUAGCCUUGCUGGAAACUAUAGAUAAGGACUAGUUUUGUGCAAAGGAAUCAAAAUCAGCCACAAUGUUACAGCUCUGCAAAAGAACAUUUGUAAGUGCUGCUGUAUAUGUGAUUUGCUACUUGUGCCUCCAUGUGAGUCGAUCUGCCGUGGCCAUGGAUGGCUUCUUGUCGUACCACGGUGACAUCAUGCUGGGUGGGUUGUUCUCGAUGCACACUGUACUACAGACGGCCCAGGACAACCAGCUGGCCACAGAAGCGCAGUGCACGAACUUCCGCUACCGUGGUUUCCGCGAACUCAGUGCCAUGAGGUUCGCUAUCGAGGAGAUCAAUAACAGCACGACGCUGCUACCUGACGUCAAACUUGGCUACAACAUCUUUGACGACUGUAACCACGUGAAGAAAGCGCUCGCUGCUUCGCUACGGUUUGCAGCCAGGAACAACAUCGCCACAAUCGGGUUCGACGAUGACUGCCAGUGUAACUUUGCGAACCCGGCGACACUAGGUGUCGUCGGGCCAACCAGCUCUGACAUCACCAUAUCAGUGGCAAACCUACUUGGGCUUUUUGACAUACCCAUGAUCAGCUACGCUGCAACCAGCAAGAAGCUGAGCGACAAAUCCCAGUUCCCCAACUUUCUCAGGACAGUUCCCAGUGACUUUCAACAGCCCAAAGUCAUGGCAGAAGUAGUUGCACACUUUAACUGGACGUGGGUGGGAACCAUAGCAGGCGACAACUCUUAUGGGCGACCAGGAAUCGAACAGUUCCUGACAGAAGCUGAAAACAAAGGUAUCUGUGUUGCUUUUACAAAGUACAUCACAGCGUCAGAAGGGAUCGAUGACGCCCUUCGAGCAAUAGAGAACAACCCGGAUGUGAAGGUCAUAGUUGCUUUCAUUGGUGGGUCAAACCUAGAACCUCUUAUAAGCCGUGUGACGAGAAACGACAUCACGUGGAUUGCGUCGGAAGCCUGGUCCACGUCUUCCUCCAUUCUCCAGUUCACCGACGUGACCCGCGGCACCCUGGGUAUCCAGCUUCGCACUGGCAAAAUCGAGGGUUUUAAGGAAUACCUGCGCAGGUUGAGCCCCCUUAAAGAGCCUCACAACAAACUCCUGCAGGCCAUGUGGGAGGAGGAGUUCAACUGUAAGUAUGAACCCGACAACACGACAUGUGCCUCCCCUCCCCCCGGUGACGUCACCCCCACCCCAGGGAUCCACGUAGCUACCCAGAACUGCACCUCCAUCCUCUGCACACGCCAGGAGAGUCUGAAUGGCUCAAAGCUGCUCAACUUCAACGACUUGGAGCUUACAACGGCCUUCCACUCAUACGUGGCCGUCUAUGCCUAUGCACACGCGCUACACGACAUCUUUGCCUGCCGUCCUGAAACCAGCCCACUGUCUGAUAGGUCCUGCCCCAAUGUCUCUGCCAUCACACCUCGCCAGCUGCUGCAGUUUGUACGGAACGUCAACUUCACUGACUCCGUGGGCGAGAUCGUGACCUUCGACGAGAACGGAGAACCAGCGCCGCACUACAGCAUCCUGAACUGGCAGGAGAAGAACGGGAAGCUGGAGACUGUGCAAGUGGCAGACGCUGUGGGGAGCCAGGGUCUGGACCUGAACCACAGCAUACAGUGGAACAAUGGGGCUAACAUCACGAACACUCAGGUUCCGGUGUCCACCUGUAGUGAAACCUGCCAAGCAGGUUUCUUCAAGGGGAGGAUAGAAGGGAAACCUACAUGCUGCUGGAAAUGUCAGUCAUGUGGGGAAGGCAACAUUUCAACUACCAUAGAUGCAGACAGCUGCAAACAAUGCGGUGAGCGGGAAUACAGCAGCAAGGACCAUACUAAAUGUCUCAACCGUGAGGUGGACUUUCUAGACUGGACGGAACCCAUGGCCAUUGUGUUCGUCUGCCUGAUCUGCCUUGGCACCAUUCUGACAAUUUUAAUCACAAUACUGUUUAUCGUGAAGCGGAAUACUCCCGUUGUGAAGGCGUCGAGUCGCGAGCUACUGUUCCUUCUGCUGCUGGGCCUCCUACUGUGUUUCCUCAGCUUUCUGCCUUUCAUCGGGAUUCCCACCAACUUUACCUGCAUCUUACGACCCUUUCCACUGGGCCUGGGUUUCGCACUCAGCAUUUCUGUCAUCCUCGUGAAGACGAAUCGCGUGCGUGUCAUCUUCGAAGCCCGUCUUCCGAGCAGCCUUCACCGCAAGUGGCUGGGGAUUCGUAUCCAGCUGCUGUCAGUUUUCCUGGCUGUUUUAGGAAUGCUCGUGGUCCUGAUAGUGUGGAGCGUUGCCGCUCCCCCAUAUCCUGAAGAGAACUUCGACAUCCAGCCAGACAAGAUUUUCCUGGAGUGCAAAACAGGCACGUGGAUUGGCUGGGGGGUCAUGAUUGGCUACAUCGUGGUGCUGGCCAUGUGCUGCUUCUACUUUGCCUUCAAGGCAAGAAAACUGCCAGAGAACUUCAACGAAGCUAAGUUCAUAGUCCUCAGCAUGCUCAUCUUCUUCAUUGUGUGGAUUUCGAUCAUCCCUGCCUACGUUGGGACGACAGGGAAGUUCGUUGUGAUGACCCAGGGCAUCGCGAUUUACGCCUCCACCUUCGGGCUCCUGGCAUGCUUCUUCUUCCCAAAGUGCUGGGUGAUCCUGGUCACGCCCGAAAGGAACACUAUGGCCUACAUACGGGAGUCUACCACUGAGCACUCCUUCGUCACGGCAGCACGGGUCACCAUUAGGAGACAAACUGAGGACACGCAAACAUCUGCUGGAUCCAGAGGAUCCUCCAAAUCUGGCAGCCUGUUGAGGAAGGGUAAGAAGGGGGACAAUGGAUCUGGCAGAAAGAGUGAAGGUCUUAAGAUGGGGCCGCUUGGUAACAAAAACACAUCUAACAACAACAGAUUGACUUCACUACAGGUUGAUAACAGUCCUGAGCUCUUCCGUGCAAGAAGCAGCUCUUCACCGACAAUCAUCAUCACAGAGCAUCAGGACGAUACAGAAGACAUGUCAGCACAACACCUGACAGUGGGUCAUCACCAGCCUACUGUCCAGGUUAACACUGAACCUACAGACAGCAGUAACAAUGUGCCAAAUCAGGAUGCCUGGCUUCAUCCUCAAAGCCCAGAGCUCAGCUACACCAAAUAUGGACAGGACUACAAUAGAUGA
This is a messenger RNA of Branchiostoma belcheri (Belcher's lancelet), 3397 nucleotides long. RefSeq names its product extracellular calcium-sensing receptor-like. The record is from RefSeq and is a predicted model, not a curated record. The transcript is spliced from 5 exons. Gene Ontology annotation, molecular function: G protein-coupled receptor activity. Gene Ontology annotation, biological process: G protein-coupled receptor signaling pathway. NCBI's taxonomy places the organism in Eukaryota, Metazoa, Chordata, Leptocardii, Amphioxiformes, Branchiostomatidae. Gene Ontology annotation, cellular component: membrane. Bases 317 to 3397 code for a protein of 1026 amino acids.